Molecule: messenger RNA, 1247 nt
Organism: Zingiber officinale
Lineage: Eukaryota; Viridiplantae; Streptophyta; Magnoliopsida; Zingiberales; Zingiberaceae
Product: vesicle-associated protein 2-1-like
Exons: 7
Coding region: 268-915 (215 amino acids)
Biological process (GO): endoplasmic reticulum membrane organization
Cellular component (GO): endoplasmic reticulum membrane; plasma membrane
Source: RefSeq, a predicted model, not a curated record
AAAAUGAAACCUUUCUUAAUCCAAAUCAGUGUCCUCCCGUCCUUGUCGCCCUGAAUUGGACUCCAAACCAUUCCCUUCCUCCUCUCGAAUCAAUCGCCCAAUGCUUCGCUUUCCCUGCUAAUCUCGUCUUCCCUGCUAAUCUCGUCCCACCAAGAUUUCUCCGCUUCUUCAUCUUUGGACUCCACUUUCUUCUUCUUCGUCGUCUUCUUCUUCUCCUCCUCUUCCUAAGAUUUCAACUUUCUUUUCUGCUACACCUCCAAUCCAGCGAUGCGCGGCGGCAGCGGCGGCCAAAUGAUCUCCAUUUACCCGGAAGAACUCAGCUUCGAAGUUGAGUUGGAGAAGCCAUCUUCUUGCAAUAUCAAGGUCGUCAACAACACGGAGCACCACGUCGCCUUCAAGGUGAAAACGACGUCUCCUAAGAAGUAUUUUGUUCGCCCUAAUGCAAGCGUCGUACAACCUUGGGACUCAUGUACUGUGACAGUCACUCUCCAAGCUCAAAAGGAGCUUCCGCCGGAUAUGCAAUGCAAGGAUAAAUUCCUCAUUCAGAGUGCUAAGGUGCCCCCGACUAGCCACAUUGAUGAAAUUCCUAAAGAUACGUUCAAUAAAGAAGUUGAAAGGGUGAUAGAGGAUCUCAAACUUAGGGUUGUGUACAUUCCCCGCUCGGAAAAUGGCCAUGCAAAUCCCGAAGAGGAGUCUGGUAGAACGUCUGAUGUACUUCAAAAGUUGAAGGAAGAACGUGAUUUGAUUCUUCAUCAAAAUCAUCAGUUCAAAAGGGAGUUGGAAAUGUUGAACAAACGAAGAAGCCGCAAAAGUGAUGCUGGUUUUUCGAUGACUUUUGCUGCAUUUGCCGGCCUCAUUGGUAUAACAUUUGGGUUCAUCCUGAACCUUCUAUUCACUGCAUCACCAACUUCAUGAAUUUCAUUAGCCAACCUUCAGAGUUCAAUCAAAAUUUCAUCUCUGGAGGCCAUCUCCAUUUGUUUUUUCUGAUUCAUUAAACGUUUCCCCCUCUCAUUUGCUACCUAAGAAGGAGAUUACAUCAGUCCCAAUGCUCACUUCUGUGGCCUUGGGCGUGCUUUUGCUGUUUGACCUCUUGGAGUUGGAGAAAAAAGGAACUCGAAGAUAAUCCAUUUUUGCAUGUGGUUUUACUCCAUUGUUUUUUUUCUGUAUGCCGAGAAAUAUUGAAAACUUGAUGUAGAAUGGGUUUGAUGUUUUUUGAUUUCAAGAAAGAAUGCAUUAUUCAUUUUAUC